AAGAAAAAGAACAUGAAGCCCUAGAGCAUGAAAGAAAUCUCUGGAUUCAAAAGCGGGCGGAGGAAUACAUAGCCCAGCAUAUUGAAGAACGGGAGAGGAAAAAAGCUGAAGAAAACAUGCAAAAAUAUUUAGAGCCACUCAAGAAGCCGUGGCGAAUGAUCUCAGCCGAAGUUGAUGAUCCAUGGACUUCACAGUUCAAAGAACAACUUAUGGAGAAAAUCGUAAACCUGGAGCCAGCUGCUGGGAUCAACUAUUUUAAUAUUUUGCUUCUUGGACAAGCUGCAUCCGGAAAGUCCUCUUUUCUUAAUACAUGCGCUACUGCAAUAGAGGACAAUAAUAGACUGAUAACCCUCAGUCAAGUUUAUCAGAAGGCUUCCAAGAGUGUGACUACGUCACUUGAAGUUUUCCCGCUUCAUACCAGGGAUGGACAGACUCUUCCACUCCGGCUGUUUGAUUGCAGAGGACUUAAUGUAGAACACGGCGUACCCACAGAAGACGUCAUACUGAUCGUCAAGGGACACGUACGGAACGGAUAUGAGAUUAAUCCAGAAGUUUCCAUCAAGAAGGAAAACCCAAAAUAUAGAGAAAUUGCACAACUUAAGGACCGAAUGCAUUGUGUGGUAUAUGUUACUAAUGCCGAGAAUCCAUCAGAACAACUUACCGAUCCCAAAACGGAGGAGCAGCUUAGAUUUGUCCGGGAAACGAUCGCCUCUGACCAUAUACCACAAAUAGUCCUCUUCAGUAAGAUUGACAAACUCCGCAUUUCCAAUAAGGAUGAUUUGCGGGAUGUUUUCAGAAGUCAGGGCGUUAGGGAUACCUGCUACAAGGCUGCAGAAUACAUGCAGAUCCCGCUGAUGAAUGUCCUACCAAUGUCGAACUACCACGAGGAAAACUUGCCCACUCUAGAGAAGGAUAUUCUGGCACUAUUUUAUUUAUUGACCAUGAUGCAGAGAGCCAACGAUUUUGUAUCAAACUGUGCUAAAGUAAAUGUUCCUAAGGAAUUUUAUGAUUAAUUCUGUUUUUAAAAAAAAUAUCUGCAAAAAAAAGCAAACGUAUAUUUAAACGCUAAGUAUCUCUGUAUUUACUUAUUUGUCGACUCUUACAAGAAUAUGUGAAUUGGAAUUGAUUAAAGACCUCACACUUAAACAACGUGCUAAUUAAGUUUAUCAUAUACAUUGUUACAUUCUCUAAUGACGUAACAAUUUAUUUUUUAAUUAUCUCACUUGAGUUCAUCAUGUAUAAUGGUUAUAUUCAUCUUGUAAUAUGUCACAUGAAUAUAUAUAUAUUUUUCAGAAAUCAU
This is a messenger RNA of Saccostrea echinata, 1300 nucleotides long. RefSeq names its product interferon-induced protein 44-like. Lineage: Eukaryota; Metazoa; Mollusca; Bivalvia; Ostreida; Ostreidae. The coding region runs from base 117 to 1013 and encodes 298 amino acids. The transcript has 10 exons. The record is from RefSeq and is a predicted model, not a curated record.